Stomoxys calcitrans (stable fly) is the source of this 2627-nucleotide messenger RNA. RefSeq names its product ATP-dependent Clp protease ATP-binding subunit clpX-like, mitochondrial (gene ClpX). Lineage: Eukaryota; Metazoa; Arthropoda; Insecta; Diptera; Muscidae. The coding region runs from base 564 to 2414 and encodes 616 amino acids. Gene Ontology annotation, cellular component: mitochondrial matrix. Gene Ontology annotation, biological process: proteolysis; protein folding; protein catabolic process. The transcript has 6 exons. The record is from RefSeq and is a predicted model, not a curated record. Gene Ontology annotation, molecular function: ATP binding; protein dimerization activity; ATP hydrolysis activity.
AGAAAAGCAUACAAAAUUUGUUGUUCACUCAAAAUCGCUUAACAAAACCACUGUUUUGUAUAUUGCCAACAGCUGACCGCUGAGUAAAGAAAGGAAGGGAAAAUAAAAUGUCAAUUUCCAUUGGCGACCAUUGAACAUACCUCAUGCGUUAGCAGUAACUGUCAGAUCUACGCUAAAAGUCAUCGUCGCGAGUGCUAAGAGAAAGAAGAAAAAAUUUACAAAAAAUAAGAAGAGGUCAAGAAAAGUGGAUAAUUAAUUUGUAUAAAAAUAAAGUGGAAAAUUGCGUCUUAAAUCGAAGAAGAAAGGCCAUUUCAAAUAUACAAUUACUAAAAAGGCAAGAAUUGCGAAAGAAAAAAGGGCCCUAGUGAGUGUUACAGUGUUAUUGUGUGGCGGUGUUAGUGAAUGUGGCCACAAAGAAAAUAGGAAAUCCAAAAAGCACACAUAACAAAAUUAAAUAUUCGCAAAAAACAGAUUAAAGUUACCAGCAGCUGUUAUAUCAACGAACAGAGAUAAGACUAAGUGGAUCCAAGGCGUCGCAAGAGUUUUAGUUUCGUGGCCAGAUUAUGAGUGUGGCUCGCCACAUAGUUUUGCUAUCCCAGCUACCGAAAGCUGGUGUACACCAUUGUUGGCUAAGAGGUUUAUAUUGUCCCAAUCAUCAAUCAGGAUGUUUAUCAGCCUUAGCAACACGUUGCCACCAUGUGGCAACUAGUCCACGUUUCGAUAUUACCCUAGCACAUGCUGCCGGUGCAGGAAGUGGAGGUAUUGGCACUGGUACCGGUGGCACAGUUGGUGGGGGAAAUUCAUCCUCUUCCUCAUCGGCAUCUUCGGGCGGAGCCAGUGCCGGAGGUAGUGGCUCAAGUUCCGGAGAACCACCAAAUGAUAAAAAUUACCUACAAUGCCCGAAAUGCGGUAGUCCCUGCACCCAAGUGGAAACCUUCGUCAGCUCCACACGCUUUGUUAAAUGUGCCAAGUGCAAUCAUUUCUUUGUUGUAUUGUCCGAGGUUGAUACAAAACGAAAUAUCAAGGAGGAAGUGAAAAAUCAAAGAAAACCACCACCACCGCCUCAAAAAAUCAUGGAAUAUCUGGAUAAACAUGUAGUGGGACAAGAUUUUGCCAAAAAAGUACUCUCGGUGGCCGUCUAUAAUCACUACAAACGCAUUCAUCACAAUCUGCCGCAAGUGAGUCCACAACAGCAGCAAAUGGCCCAAAAUAGUGCCAUGAUGAAUGAUCCCAUGGGUACAAGAGGAGAUUUGCUACACAUUACCGGCAUAGGACACACCAUAGCUACAACGGGCACAGAGUUACCACCCAAACAAAGUCAGAGUACAACGAAUCACCAUCAUAGCCAUGAUACGGGGUCCGAGAUAUUGGAGAAACAAAACUAUGAGAUUAAAUUAGAGAAAAGUAACAUCAUAAUGCUGGGGCCCACAGGUUCGGGCAAAACCUUGAUAGCUCAGACAAUAGCCAAAUGUUUGGAUGUGCCGUUUGCCAUAUGUGAUUGCACCACAUUGACACAGGCUGGUUAUGUGGGUGAAGACAUUGAAAGUGUUAUUUCAAAGUUACUACAAGAUGCCAAUUACAAUGUUGAACGUGCCCAAACUGGCAUAGUUUUCCUAGAUGAAGUUGACAAAAUUGGUGCUGUACCUGGUAUUCAUCAAUUGCGUGAUGUGGGUGGUGAAGGUGUACAACAAGGCAUGCUCAAAAUGUUGGAAGGCACAAUUGUCAAUGUUCCUGAGCGCAAUUCACCACGAAAGUUGAGGGGAGAAACUGUACAGGUAGACACUACUAAUAUUCUAUUUGUUGCCUCUGGUGCCUAUACCGGUUUGGAUCGUCUCAUUGCCAGGAGGCUAAAUGAAAAGUAUUUGGGUUUUGGUGCUCCCACUUCGGGCUCUUCAGGUCGGCGUGCUGCUCAAUCUACAGCCAGUCCCAUGGAUGAUGACCAAGAGGAACGUGAUAAAUGUUUGACUAAAGUACAAGCUCGUGAUCUCGUCGAAUUUGGCAUGAUACCGGAAUUCGUUGGACGUUUCCCUGUGAUUGUGCCCUUCCACAGUCUUAAUGUAAACAUGCUGGUUCGAAUUUUAACCGAACCCAAAAAUGCUUUAAUUCCUCAGUAUAAGGCUUUGAUUGGUUUGGAUCAUGUCGAUUUGACAUUUACGGAAAAUUCCAUUAAAGCUAUUGCCGCCUUGGCCAUGGAACGGCAGACCGGAGCCAGAGGUUUACGUUCAAUAAUGGAACAACUUUUGCUCGAUCCCAUGUUUGAAGUUCCUGGUUCGGACAUCAAGACUGUUCACAUAACAUCGUCCUGUGUUAGGGGCCAAGCCCCACCCACCUAUAUACGUAAGGAUGAAACCGCUAGCACCGAUAAUGAUGACAGCGAAGAUAGUGAAACCACAAAGGUGCGUGCCACCCAAUAGGUUUGAGACAACAAUACGCCCCAAUUCCCCCAAAUGGUACGCUGUUCCAAGAUUUGUUUUUUCUCUUACCACACCCAGGCACUUUCCUUCCCUACUUAGUAGUGUAGAAUGCUAAGUUUAAAAUUCCGAAACGUUUUAAUCCGCGUGUAUUUAUAAAAUUAAAGUAAAAAACAAAAAAACAACAACAUGUAACGCAAUCAACCAACCAACCAA